AUGUACAACACUACCACAUACACCAGCCAGAAUGCGGGAAGGAGGGAUCAGUUGCCAGCUGAGAAAAGUCAAACAUCCACAGCAAAACGAUCACCAUCAAUUUUGGUUACUGACGUUAGAAAGAAUCAAAUAAGAGCGCCAUUUGCUGGCCAUAAGCUACAACAGCAAAAAUCAAAGGAUGAAAGGACGCAAGAUAGGGUAUCUAACUUUGUUAAAAGUAUGAGAAGGUCAUCAAAUUCUAAAUAUUCUAAGAUAUCGAUUUCCAAUUUAACGUCUAAUAUCAGCGAUAUUCCAUCCUCCAGGCAGCGUGAACUCCCGAGGUUCAUGACUAAUGACCCUCUUGUUAGUCGCCGUAACUCUCAAAAGAUUCCACAGUACACAAAAAAUUUGCCAAGUAGAACAUCGAAAGUUACAGAAAAACUGGUGCUUAUUCCCGAGCAGGAGUCAAAUCAUUCAGUUGAUGGAAGUAGAGAGAAAACUACCAAUGAGAAUAUUUUUCAGGAAGUAAAUAAAAGAACUAAAGCUGAAAAACUGACUAAGGAACAACGAGAGGUUGAAUAUCCUAGAGUUACUGCAUAUUUGAUAGCGGAAGGAUUCAACCUCAAGCUAACUUCCAAAUUUCUUGCUAAAAACCAUUGUGUUUUACCACGACUGUACGAUGAAGUACUAUAUAUUCCUUAUUCUUUACCCUUACUUCCUGGGGAAAAUGGGUAUAGAGUUCAAUCAAACACAUCUUUGAAAAUGCAACGAGGAAUAAAAUUGAUGGAACAGUUUAUUGAUAAAUCUGAAGAAAGAGAUCAUCAUUAUGAGUUCUACUCGGGCGCUGAUCACGAGAACAAGGAUGCAACCGAUAUUGACGAGAUAGUAAACUCUCCAAACCAAAACGAUUUUGAUCCUUCUGAACCGCAAUUCUUUGUCAGUAACAGCCCGACUGAUAGUCUUUUAGAACAGGAAGCCGAAGAAAGUAGAUCAGAUUCAAACGGGUCCUGUAAAUCCAAUAUAUCAGCAGAUUUGAAAACUUCUUCUUCAAGUGAUCUAAAUCAUUCACAUAAGAAAAUUGACAAUCAUGAGAAAGAUGAUAUGGAUAAAUAUGCACAUGACACGAAAAGGAGAAACUCAUUUAAAAAAGGUUUGCCUGACUUAAGCAAGCAUGCAGAAAUGUUUAUACUUGAUUAUGGUGUUGUAGUAUUUUGGAAUUUUAGUGAAAUUCAUGAAAAGAACAUUCUUGCUGAUUUGGUUUUUGCAAAAAUUGAGCCUGGUGAGUUUGAUGAGGAAGAAGAAGAUGAUGAUGAUGAUGAUGAUGAUGACGAUGACGAUGACGGUGAAAACGAUGGUCAAGAAGAUAGUGAUGAGAUCUAUCCUGAAAAUAAUUAUGGCGGAAAUGUGGAAAACCAUAAUGAUACUGCUGUACCUGGUGUUUGUAAACCUUCCGACAGCACAAAAUGUACCAGUGAGAGCUCUGGUGAUGAAUCAGAAGAAAUGCGGCAAACUGAACUAUCAUUAAUAAUAAAACCUGUUCCUGAACAUGACAUCGAAACUGAAGAAUUUCACUUUGAAUAUAACAAAGAUGUUCCAACCCCCCGCAUAUACAAUGAUAUGAUCACUCUAAAGUCUGGAGAUCACUUAAUCAAACUAACAAUGUCACAUGCAAUAGCUCAAUCGACAAAAUUGUCAUUAUUUGAAAGUAAGAUGUCAGGUGUUUUAAACUCUAUUUCGAGAUUACCGAAAGCUCUUGCAUUGACAGGCCAACUACAAAACUAUACUUCAAAAAGACUUUUGGCUAAAACUGGGCGAUUAUUUCAAUUACGUAGUGAGGUCAAUUUAUUGUCAAACGUCCUUGAUACCCCGGAGUAUUUUUGGUCUAUUGAGCCUGGUUUGCACCCCUUAUACACAGCUGUUCGGGAUUAUUUAGAAAUUGAGCAGAGAGUGGAGGUUAUAAAUGAUCGAUGUAAGGUAUUUUUGGACUUCUUUGAUAUUUUAUCAGACUCGUUAGCAGAGAAGAAGAUGACUAAAAUAACGAAAAUGUUAAUUCUGGCUAUUGGUCUGAGUGUCAUUGUCUCAAUCUUUGAAAUAUUUGUGCGGUACCUGAUUAUCUCAAAAUUGAAAAGUACAUAA
Messenger RNA from Pichia kudriavzevii, 2115 nucleotides. RefSeq lists its product as uncharacterized. The record is from RefSeq and is a predicted model, not a curated record. The coding region runs from base 1 to 2115 and encodes 704 amino acids. The transcript has a single exon. NCBI's taxonomy places the organism in Eukaryota, Fungi, Ascomycota, Pichiomycetes, Pichiales, Pichiaceae.